UGGUGAACGUGGCGUGGUGACUUCAUUCAUCCGAUCUCACACACUUGUAAAUCGUCAGAAAGCUGUUAGUUUUGUGUGUUCGUUCUCCAGUGUCAAGUUAGUAUUCAUCAACAAUCCGCGGUGGUCAACAGGUUAGAUACUCUCGCAAUUUACGUUGGUUUAGUACCACUCAAAGCUAUUGUUUAUUCAACUAAUUGAAGACUCGAAUUCCAGAAGCAAAGCUACAACAACACCAAUCGAUACAUCCAAGUCAAGCAAAAAUUACCUAGUCACACCCAUCUUAUCUCAAGCAGGUACUAUUUGAAUACGGGUUCUGCCGGUAGAAGUGCCAUUUCAGUAUCACCGACAACGUCGUCCAGCAAAAAUGGAAGCCGAACCUUCCUCCUCUCCCCAACAAGACUUGGUCCUUCCCCAGUACAUCCACGACGCCGUUGGCCGGAUUGCCGUCGAAAACGGUUUCACGGCGGGUCAGUUCCGGGUCGACUUCCAGGUGGGAUCCGACAAGGGCGACGGAUUCUCCGCGGACAUGUUCCGAGUUCGCGUUACGGAGCAGUCCCGCGAGUGGGCCCUGCUGUGCAAGGUGCCACCGAUCAGCGAGGCCCGCCGACGGCAGUUCGAUUCGAUGGCGAUCUUCGAGCGGGAGGUGGAUGUUUACUCAAAGCUGUUGCCGGCGAUUUACGCGUUUCAGCGGGAGAAGGGCGUGCGGGAGGAGGAUGGGUUCUUCAGCGCUCCCAACUGUUAUCUGUCUUACUAUGAGAAAACGAGGGAAGAAUCGGUCAUCUUGAUGGACGACUUGCGUCUCCAGGGUUACCGGAUGUGGAACAAGACGGUUCCGGUGGACUACGAGCACGUCAGGCUGUUGAUGGUUCAGCUGGGACGGCUGCACGCCGUUUCGUUCGUCAUGAAGGAGCAACGUCCGGAGCAGUUUGAGCAGUUCAAGGUACCCGAUCCGAUCUGCACCAUGAUGAGAUCGAACGAAAUGUUCACGGUGAUGCUGCACAUGUCACUGGAUCGAGCGAUUGGAGUCCUGGCCCCCGAAGAAGACAAGCUACGCCAGACUCUGCUGCAGAGCAAAGACACCAUGUUCGACGACUUGCAAGGUCUGGUAGACCCAAAGAACUGCGAACCGUACGCAGUUCUCAACCACGGAGACUGCUGGAUCAACAACACGAUCUUCAAAUACGAGAACUCAACCCCAUCGAAGAUCGCCGUCCUCGACUGGCAAGUCUCCCGUUACGUUUCCCCAGCCCUGGACCUGCUCUACUUCAUCUUCUGCUGCACCGACGGCGACUUCCGCCACAAGCACUACGAAGAAAUCCUCCAACUCUACCACACCUCCCUGUCGGAACACCUUGAAAAGCUCGGCGGUGAUGCCAGCCGGCAGUUUCCGUACGAGGAACUUUUAAACCAACUCAAGCGGCACGGCAAGUUCGGCCUAAUGAUGGCGGUCUUUAUGGUGCCGAUGUUGUGCGUUGAAAACGCGGACUUGCCCGACAUGAACGAGCAUGCGGAAAAGAUGGUGGAGAGCAAGGAGGUGGAUGUGUCGUUUAUGGUGGGCAAGUCGGAUGGCAGGUACCGGAAGCGAAUGGGGGAAGCUUUGAGGGAUUUGGCGGCGUAUGGGUAUGUGUAGAAUUGUCUUGUUCGUUCUGAAUCAAAUACAAAAAUGAUUUCAAUAUUAAUUAAAUUAAGAUGUGAAAAAAGUUAAAUCAGUGAAAAUGUACAAUCUCCAUUGUGUAAUAGUUCAAAGUAAGAAACUAUCAAAAUAAAACUAUCAAAACCUA
Messenger RNA from Culex quinquefasciatus (southern house mosquito), 1781 nucleotides. RefSeq lists its product as uncharacterized. Lineage: Eukaryota; Metazoa; Arthropoda; Insecta; Diptera; Culicidae. The record is from RefSeq and is a predicted model, not a curated record. The transcript is spliced from 2 exons. The coding region runs from base 365 to 1630 and encodes 421 amino acids.